Messenger RNA from Arachis stenosperma, 957 nucleotides. RefSeq names its product methylecgonone reductase-like. The record is from RefSeq and is a predicted model, not a curated record. The coding region runs from base 1 to 957 and encodes 318 amino acids. Gene Ontology annotation, molecular function: aldose reductase (NADPH) activity. NCBI's taxonomy places the organism in Eukaryota, Viridiplantae, Streptophyta, Magnoliopsida, Fabales, Fabaceae. The transcript has 4 exons. Gene Ontology annotation, cellular component: cytosol.
AUGGAUCGAAAUGAAGUACCACAAGUGGUGCUAAACUCAGGGAAGAAGAUGCCCAUGAUAGGAUUUGGGACUGGUACUGUUCCAUUGCCACCAUCUCAUGAACUGAUCCCUGCAUUCAUUGCUGCAAUUGAAGCUGGUUACAGACAUUUUGAUACCGCAGCAUACUAUGGCUCUGAGGGACCUCUUGGCGAAGCCAUAGCACUUGCACUUCAGAAAGGUCUUCUUAAGAGUAGGACUGACAUUUUUGUCACUUCCAAGCUCUGGUGUACUGAUGCUCAUCCUGGCCUUGUCCUACCCGCACUCAACAAAUCACUACAGAGGUUGGGCCUAGAGUAUGUGGAUCUGUACCUAAUCCAUUUUCCAGUGAGGUUGAGAAAAGGGGUGACAGGGACCAAGUUCAUGGAAGGGGACAUUCUUCCUUUGGACAUUAAAGGGACAUGGGAGGAUAUGGAACUGUGCUCCAAAUUGGGUUUAGCUAAGUCAAUUGGUGUUAGCAAUUUUGGUGUGAAGAAGCUCUCACAACUUCUAGAAAAUGCAACUAUUCCUCCUGCUCUUAACCAGGUGGAAAUGAAUGUAGCAUGGCGACAGGAUAAACUAAGGGAGUUCUGUAAGGAAAAAGGAAUACAUGUGGCUGCAUGGUCUCCUUUGGGAGCUAAUGGUGCUGUCUGGGGUUCACUUGCUGUCAUGGGCAGUCCAAUACUUAAGGACAUUGCCACCAACACACUCAACACUCUCCCACAAGUUGCUUUGAGAUGGAUAAUACAACAAGGUGCUAUUCCAAUAGUCAAGAGCUUCAACAAAGACAGAAUGAAGCAAAAUCUUCGAAUUUUUGAUUGGAAGCUGAGUGACAAUCAUUUGGAGAAGAUAAAGGAGAUACCACAGUUUAGGGGUUUCGGAGGGGAACGUUUUGUGGCUCAACAUGGACCUUACCAAACCUUGGACCAACUUUGGGAUUGA